GUAUUUAUGAAUGCUCUUUGGCUGAGAGAAAAUCCCAAAACCAAACAGUCUCCGUUCUUUUACUCUUUUGCAGAGAAACAAAAGCAUGGAGGAAGCACUACUUACAAGGUCUUCAAGAUCACUGAAUCAGAAAAGUAGUGAGUCCAUAGGUUUUGAAAGACAUGGCAGCUCUUUCCAAGCAAUCGUGGAUGAACUGCAGUCCCCAUUCUCCACCAUCACCUUUCCACUUGUGUUCAGCACCCUUAUCGCCAUCUGUGGUUCCUAUGUCUUUGGACAUGCUGUUGGAUAUUCAUCACCAGCUCAAUCUGGAAUCAUGAAAGACCUGGGGCUCACUUCUUCAGAGUAUUCGCUUUUCAGUUCCAUAUUGACAGUUGGAGGAAUGUUAGGAGCAGUGUUGAGUGGAAAGAUUGCAGAUCUCAUUGGCCGGAGGGCUGCAAUGGGCGUUGCAGAAGUCUUCUCCAUGGCUGGUUGGCUUGCAAUACUACUCUCGGAGGCUGCUUGGACACUAUACCUCGGAAGAUUUCUGUUGGGAUGUGGAAUUGGGCUUAUGUCUUAUGCGGUACCUAUAUAUAUUGCUGAAAUCACGCCAAAGAGAGUAAGAGGUGGAUUUACUGCACUUAAUCCGCUGAUGAUGGGUUUUGGACAAUCCCUAGCAUUUCUCUAUGGUUCUCUUCUUAAUUGGCGCAUCUUAGCCUUAAUAGGAAUCAUUCCAGGCAUAAUACAACUACCAGGAUUAUUUUUCAUCCCAGAAUCCCCUAGAUGGCUGGCAAAACUUGGUCGUCUAAAAGACUUUGAAGCAUCUCUACAGCGCCUUAGGGGACCAAAUGCAGACAUUACUCAGGAAGCUGCUGAAAUCAAAGAUUACACUUUAUUCCUUCAAUAUAUUCAACAAGAAGAUGGAUUUCUCAACCUUUUCCGGAGGAGAUAUGCCCGUGUACUAAUUGUUGGAGUUGGACUGAUGUUAUUCCAAAGAUUUGGAGGAACUUAUGCUUUUCUUUUCUAUGCCAGCACCAUUUUUGAGGCUGGAGGUUUUUCAAGUACAAUUGGGACUAUAGCGGCAGCCAUUGUCCAGCUUAUUGGAACAACAAUAGGGGCUCUGGUGAUAGAUAAGUAUGGAAGACGGCCAAUGCUACUGAUAUCUUCAGUUGGAGCAUGCCUUGGUUGUAUCCUUACAGGAUUGGCAUUCCUCUUUCAGGACUUCAAUUUCAGUAAGGUUCUAUCCGCUGGUCUGGUGUUUGUUGGUGUAUUGUUGUACUUGGGUUUUCUACAAGUUGGCCUGGGAGGAAUACCAUGGAUUAUAAUGUCAGAGAUAUUCCCAAUAAACAUAAAGGGUGCUGCAGGGAGCCUGGUGAUUCUGAUCAGCUGGAUUGGUUCUUUGAUUAUUGCCUACACAUUCACAUUUUUAUUUGAUUGGAGCUCAGCAGGUAAGGCAGCUUCCAUCGGAACGUUCUUCAUUUACGGAGGCAUCUGUGCUGCUGGGAUUUUGUUCAUUGCAACACUGGUACCGGAGACCAGGGGGCGGGCCCUGGAAGAAAUACAGGAUUCCUUGGUGCGCAGCAUGCAAUGUAACGUGCAGUAAGGGAUUCAUUUUUGUUUGUGGAGACCAAUUAUUGCGAUUGAUUUGAUUUCAAGAAAAAAUUUUCAUUUUGAAGCUAAAUUUAUAAAUCUUUGAGAGGAUUGAGGAAAUCUUAUGAUUUCUAAAACUCCAACUUUGUGGCAGCAUUUCCCCCCCCCCCCCCCCCCCCCCCCUUUUUUUUUGGUAUUAAGAAAUUUGUGAUUGUACAAGAAAACUGUUAUUUAAGGCCGAACAGGGUAGAGGCCCAAAGGAGUGGAAAGUUUCUGAUUUGCUACUUUUCCAUUUUUAUGGUAAAAGUAAAACAUUGAAAAUUCU
Molecule: messenger RNA, 1891 nt
Organism: Rubroshorea leprosula
Lineage: Eukaryota; Viridiplantae; Streptophyta; Magnoliopsida; Malvales; Dipterocarpaceae
Source: the annotation of a GenBank genome assembly